This is a messenger RNA of Cyclocybe aegerita, 855 nucleotides long. Lineage: Eukaryota; Fungi; Basidiomycota; Agaricomycetes; Agaricales; Hemipholiotaceae. The record is from the annotation of a GenBank genome assembly.
AUGGCCCAUGAUGGGAGCCUUUCAUUAACGGAGAACUGUGUAACGCCAGAAUUAUUACUCUCAUCGCGUCUAUGCCGGUAUAAAAGGGUAAGACUUACUCCUCUGGCCCCAGGCAUUACGUCUCUGUUACCCAUGCGUUUUGUGCUCUUCAUCACAGCUACUCUCAACUGGUUGAUCGCCUUUGCGUCGCCCCUUUCUGCAGACCAAGAGCUUCAGCCGAGGGCGACGCACCAAGGAAUUGACCAGCAGACGUAUGACAAGCUUGUACUUAAGCUUGAUUAUCUCAAGGAUGCACUGAUCUGGCGGAAAUCCCUACACUGGGUACCCGGCCUGAGUAACGUUGGUUUCGCGACAGCCCACUCUGGCUUCAUGUCUGGCUUCAAUGCCGUUGGUAAAGACGUCCUGGGAGUUGUGUCAUGGCAAACUUCACAGUAUCCCUCCUAUCGGAUCGUCCUCACCGGACACUCGUUGGGUGGCGCCAUUGCGUCCCUUGGUGCGCUUGUGGUGAAGUCAGCGCUGCCGCAGGCCAAUGUCGUGCUGUAUACGUAUGGACAACCAAGAGUGGGUAACACCAACUUUGCAUCAUACCUAGAAAAGAUGAUAGGAGUAAACAACGUCUUCCGAGUCGUCCAUACAACUGAUUCGGUGCCGCUCAUUUUCCUGCGAAUUACGGGAUAUCGACAUUUCGGUACGGAGUACUGGAACUUCAAAGAUCCAGCAUCCCCAGCUACCGUGACGAGAUGUAAUGGUGGUGAAGACCCUAAUUGCAGCCGUUCACAAUGGCCCAUCCACUUCGACACUCACGAUAACUAUUUUGGAAUAAUUUUACCUGCGAAUAAUGGCUUUUGCAGUUAG